Messenger RNA from Suillus clintonianus, 2718 nucleotides. RefSeq lists its product as uncharacterized. The transcript is spliced from 3 exons. The coding region runs from base 1 to 2718 and encodes 905 amino acids. Lineage: Eukaryota; Fungi; Basidiomycota; Agaricomycetes; Boletales; Suillaceae. The record is from RefSeq and is a predicted model, not a curated record.
AUGCCUAUCGGCACAACAGACUCCCAUGAUCCUUCGGACCAAGUUCCUGAUCGUGUGACAGGUGCAUAUAGCCUGAAGCGACGGGGAACUGAUCACGACGAACAGUGCACAUACAUCACUGAUGUAGAAAUACUCUCCGCAUCUGAGCUCGUCGAAUCCGCCCAAUAUGAUCCCCCACUGCAGGAUGAAUGCAGGUUCGGACACAAUGCCUUUGUGCGGGGCUGCACCAGUCAUCGGUAUGGCGAUGGUCCUGCCUUAUAUGUUGAUCUCGGAACGAGAUGCUGUUCACUCUCAGAAGACGAGAUAGAGAUCUCAGUGGACAUAGACCAGCAUCAUAUGGACAACAAAGGUGUUCCGAUGCAAAGGGUCUGUUGGUGUCUACAUCGUUCCGCCUUUCCAACGAAACCAGGCAUAUACAAGCACAAUCACACCUAUGUAGAGAUCACCAUACCGCAGUCGGAAGAGGAUGCAAAUUCACCCGGUGGGAGGACUGAAUGGCUCUCCAAACGAUUUCCCAUGUCUGCCAUCCCUCAUGUCUGUAUGGGCCGCAUAUCAUCAGCAUCAUCGACACUCAAUCUAUACAUCGCGUUCCCAAGGAUGAUUCAUCAGCACCCAACGAACGGUCGGAGAAUCACUCUGAUGCCAAAGGAGGUCUUGGACAUAUUCUGGGAUAGGGUACUGCUUCCAUCGAUUGGACAGUGCACCGACGUCAGCUGGGAGCCCUACCUGAAACACACAUUGGAGGAAGCACGUUACAAAGGCCAGAGAAACGCAUGGAAGCUCGCAUACGUGAUGGAGGACCCUGAGCUCAGCAUGUAUGGGUCGUCUUUCUUUAUUCUGGAAGGAAAGGGAAUCAAGCUGCUCACGAAGGAUGGCCAGAGGGGGCGUUUCUCAGGACCAGAAGAGGCCCUGCGUCGCAACCUGCCUGACCUUGACUGGCAAUAUAUGAUGAACAGGAGGCAUGGCGAACUGCUGGUAGAUGUGGGUGUCUCAUUCACGCCCCACUCUCCAAAUGUCCCACUCGUAGGGGUGUGGCGCUUAGAUGCACUGGAAGCAUCAUUUGGAGCGGGAGGCUACAAAAGAGGGGAGAUACAUCAUCACAACACGCUGUCUAGAUAUGGGGCGCUGCAGGCCGAGAUGCAACAGGAGAGAUCUCAGCAGACGCACAUCGCAUUCAGGAGCACCUACAACCUGUACUAUGAGUCGAUUCGAACAAACAGCAACCAAGCGAAUUUCGCAUCCGACAGCGACGCCUAUAAGCUGUCCCCAUCAUAUAUGGCUGAAUGCACCGAAAUCGCCAAGGUCGUCGAGGGUUGCAAGGAGAAAACAUAUGGUGUCAGGGAUGAGUAUAGGGUGAGCGGACAUGCAGCCAGAAUCAUCCUGGAAAAUGUGGAAGAAAAGGCCAGAGAAUACCUGAAAUCAGAUCCAGUCCUGUGGAUUCCAUCCAAGAUCUGGUUCGAGCUUCUGAGGAGACGGGUGCGGGAGAUUCAGAGGACCCAGAUAUCCAUUGUCAGAAAGAAUCCACCGAAUCUUGGCGUUCUCACUGGAGUGCUCAACCACAUGCUUCGCUCUACAACAUCAACUCCUAUCAUCUACGACUCUCACAUCCGUGAAUCUCUUGCCCUACUCGAGUACAGAAACAUCCUCGAAACUGCAGGAAUGUUUUUCUUACACGACUUCGACAUCAAUAGCGACACCUGCCUGACUGAGGUGCAGCAAAUCGAUGACGUGCAUGUACUGGCCCUCAUGGGAGUCAAUGCAAAGGCUCAAAGGGACCGGGCAGUGAGCAGAACUAAUGUAUGGCAAAGCACCGAGUCUGAACUGGAGGACUAUCCUCUUGGUCGCACACCAACAUGGACUCGACUCAAGGCAGCCAUGUCAAACUCGCCUGCAAUGAUCAUGAGACCCUGGGUGUGGUCACCCAGAUUGUCCAACACUCAACUCUCCGUCGGACGUUCGGUGGUCAUGUUCACUAGGCACAUGUGGCUGAUGCUCACACCCGAAAUCUUCAAGGGCAUCAGACCUCACCCAAACUCGCUUCAAGAGGCCAUGAAGUGCUGGACAAUCACCAGCAUCGAUGACACUCUCGCUGCAGUCGCAUUUGAAGCAUGCAAUGCCGGGCUGAAUGAUAGUACGGGCGUCACUCCUGGUCGCAUGGGUCCGAAGUCGAGGCCCUUCCUUGACAGGUGCACUCUGUUCUUUCCCGACCCUGAUGCCGCCCAUAAGGACAAUACUCAGUGGUCUGGGCUUUGGGAGGGCGAUGGAUACAUUGCAGAAUUUCACAGGACGAUGAAGGCGAUGGAUGAGGAUCAGCAACAGUUGCUGAAACAGGGAUUACGUGAGGUAUUUUCGGAACUUCACUGCCUUCCUGCUAGCGGAGCAAGAGUGUGGACGCAAAAGAACGAAUCAAUUGUGUUCACGACCAAUCCAAUAUUCUACAAGAUCGAUUGUAUUGGAAGGGGAGGAGAGAGUCAGAAGAGGGCCCCAAAAGCACGUCGAACGAUGAAGCUGAUCAAGGGUAAACGCAUAUUUGCAGCCGACCUCAUGGACUCACAACCCUUCGACACUGAUGGCAAUCUGCGGAGAAAGACAGAGAGACAGAAGCGGCGGGAACUUCAGAAGAAAAUGACCAUGGCCAGGAAAAACAAGAGAGUCCCCCCUCCCACACGUCCACGGAGACCAUUUCCCAUGACCCAACUAGAAGAUAUUGUGGAAUGA